Molecule: messenger RNA, 1120 nt
Organism: Solanum verrucosum
Lineage: Eukaryota; Viridiplantae; Streptophyta; Magnoliopsida; Solanales; Solanaceae
Product: GPN-loop GTPase QQT1
Exons: 11
Coding region: 200-1120 (306 amino acids)
Cellular component (GO): cytoplasm
Molecular function (GO): GTPase activity
Source: RefSeq, a predicted model, not a curated record
GUAUGAAAAGAGAGGGUCACCAGGUAUAUUUGCAGUUCGAGAAAUCACUACAAGUCAAAACGCUCUACGCACAAAUACAGAGAAAUCCUCUCGUCCCCGGCGGCCGGCAGCGGCGAAGCCCUUCCACUUUCAGGCUGCACUCCACGAAACUUGAAGCUGAUAGCAGGAGCUUUGAGUGUUAGAAUUAGAACUUAGAAGAAUGGUGUUUGGUCAAGUAGUGAUUGGCCCCCCUGGUUCCGGCAAAACCACUUAUUGCAACGGAAUGUCUCAGUUCCUCCAACUGAUCGGACGGAAAGUUGCUGUUAUCAAUUUGGAUCCCGCUAAUGAUGCUUUACCAUAUGAGUGUGCUGUGAAUAUUGAGGAUCUAAUUAAGCUGAGUGAUGUAAUGGUUGAACAUUCUCUUGGUCCCAAUGGAGGGCUUGUAUAUUGCAUGGACUAUCUCGAGAAGAAUAUUGACUGGUUGGAGUCUAAGUUAAAAUCUCUCCUUAAAGAGCACUAUUUACUUUUUGAUUUUCCGGGUCAGGUGGAACUAUUUUUCCUUCAUGACAAUGCGAAGAAUAUGAUUAUGGAACUUAUAAAGAAGUUAGAUCUAAGGUUGACUGCAGUCCAUUUGGUUGAUGCCCAUCUUUGCAGUGAUCCAGGGAAAUACGUGAGUGCAUUGCUCCUCUCUUUAUCCACCAUGUUACACUUGGAGCUUCCUCAUGUCAAUGUUUUGUCAAAGAUUGAUCUAAUUGAAAGCUACGGAAAGCUAGCUUUUAACCUAGACUUCUACACAGAUGUCCAAGAUUUAUCAUAUCUGCAGAAUGAGAUCAGUCAGGAUCCUCGCUCUGCUAAGUAUAGAAAGCUUACAAAGGAGCUUUGUGAGGUGAUAGAAGAUUAUGGACUCGUCAACUUCACACCUUUAGAUAUCCAGGAUAAAGAGAGUGUUGGGAAUCUAGUUAAGCUAAUUGACAAAAGCAAUGGAUACAUAUUUGUUGGCAUAGAUGCAAGUGCUGUUGAAUUCAGCAAAAUUGCAGUUGGUCCUGUUGAUUGGGACUACUACCGAGUUGCAGCUGUGCAGGAGAAAUACAUAAAGGAUGAUGAAGACGUUGAUAUGACAAAGGACAGUGAAACAAAAUAG